AUUUUUCAGACCAAUUCAUGAUGCAGUGGAAAACGACCAUCUGGAAAUGGUACGGUUACUGCUAGCGUUCGGUGCGGACCCUCUCUUGACCACUUACAGUGGAAAGUCCCCGAUAAAGAUCGCCAGGUCAGGGAAAAUGAUUAACUUACUGAAAGAUUAUAUUAAUGAUUUGAAUGGAGACGACAACCACGCUGUUACACCGUGGGAAUUUCACGGAUCAUGGGAUAUUAAAGCUUUUGACAGGGAAGUGAAUAGUGGAAAUCCUAUCUUUGCCGAUAUUCCAUCUGACCCAGAUCCAAAAGACGUAACUGAUGAAGAAAUCUUCAAGUUUGAUGACUUUCCUCUGAACGCUGUAACACUGCGAUCUAAACAAGAGGAGAAGUGCAUCACUGUACAAGACUUAGCGACCUGCACUGGAUUGACCUGUGAGGAACUAAAGGAAGCCUGUCCUUCCUCAAUAUUUACAAUGAAACCCGAAGAAUUCCUGAAAGAAACGGUCGACUCGGUUUGUCUUGGAGUCACCUUAUCAAAAAUAGAAACGGGAAACAGUGAUAUAGAUUUAAUACAUUUGCGGGAAUAUCCAGCUGUUUUAAGUGCUGUUCAAAAAUCAAAGAAAAACGUUUUGAACCUCUUUCAUACGCAGUCCCAUUCUGAUGAUACCAAGAACAGCUCUAGCGGCAGUAGUAGUUGUAGUAGUAAUAUAAACGACAUUGAUAAUGAAAACGACCUACGAGCAGUAUCGAACAUGACGAAAGUGACGGCAAAAUAUCACGCUGGAUCGAAUGACAGUUUUGACAGUAAUAUGCCUCCUAGUCCAGUGUCUCUCUCCGAUGAUGAUGUUUUAAUUCUGAAUGAGAAAAGUAGUAGUAGUAGUAGUAAUAGUAGUCCGUAUCAGGAGAUGUCAAAGCAGACUAACAUCGCAGCUCAGUCUGUGAUUCCCAUAUGUGAUAACAGUGAAAAGACCAAUUUUAAACCCACUUCAACAGAAUCUUCUUCCAUUCGGACACUAUCCUUUAACAAGAAAUAUACUGCUCGUACCUCAAACCAUGUUGCAUUUGACACAGUUUUCUCCAGUUCGAAGACCGACACGGCUUCGACUACAUUACAUCACAAUCGACAUUUCACCAUUGAAGUCGGGGCGCCACCCGAAGACUGCUACAAAGCUCUGCGCAUCGACCAGGGCGAUGUCAUCAAAGAGCGAAGCAAAAACACACGGACAUCCAUGAAAGAUUCCUCACAGACUUUUACCGAAUCUUUGAAUUACGACGAGAAAAGUCAGGUUCAGUCGGAACCUUCAGUUGUGAUCGAUCGAUGACCAAAAUGUACAAGAAUUAGCUUAGAAAUAAAUGAUGCAUAGGCUUCAUAUGUGAUGGGAGCUAAAUAGAAGCGAGAAAAGAAGAAAGUGAGGUGGAGUCAUGCAAUGCUAUAAAAUGCUGGCUGGCUGGCUGGCUUGGUUAGCUGGUUGGUUAGAAGGUUUGUCUGUGUGGACAGAUGCUGUGUUCUGUAUGUGUUUUCUAAAGCAUUUAUAUACAUCUCACUAUUGACGUAGAUGUAUGCAUGUAUAUAUAUAUCGAUGUAAGAUCUGGGUUAUUUAAGAGUGAUUUCGGUAAAUAUGUACGUAGAUACAACAUAGAUGCUAUUUAAAUGUUUCCUUUAAUUAAUUCCUUCUCGUGUCAAUGACGAAUCGGAUUAUUAAACUCUCGGCAUAGUAGACCGUCAAACUUCUUGUCAAUUUCCAUUUUGUUUGUUGCUCCACAACUAACUUGCUCACCGUCUCUAUUCUUACCUGCUAUGCUGUCAUGUAAGUGUGGAGAAGCAGUGAUGUUCAUGCCCAGCCAAGUAGUAGUGAUUUUGGCGCCUGUGACACAGGAUGCAAAGUGACGAUUUCGCCAGAGGGGCAAACUCCUUAUCUGCUCGGCUAUCGCAACUCCUUAUUAUUCAUAAAAUUAAAUAGAAAGCAAAAA
This is a messenger RNA of Octopus sinensis (East Asian common octopus), 1964 nucleotides long. RefSeq lists its product as uncharacterized. The transcript has 4 exons. Bases 47 to 1315 code for a protein of 422 amino acids. Gene Ontology annotation, cellular component: nucleus. Gene Ontology annotation, biological process: negative regulation of transcription by RNA polymerase II. The record is from RefSeq and is a predicted model, not a curated record. Gene Ontology annotation, molecular function: transcription corepressor activity. NCBI's taxonomy places the organism in Eukaryota, Metazoa, Mollusca, Cephalopoda, Octopoda, Octopodidae.